Camelina sativa (false flax) is the source of this 1932-nucleotide messenger RNA. Its product is annotated as proline dehydrogenase 1, mitochondrial. Gene Ontology annotation, molecular function: FAD binding; proline dehydrogenase activity. Gene Ontology annotation, cellular component: mitochondrion. The record is from RefSeq and is a predicted model, not a curated record. NCBI's taxonomy places the organism in Eukaryota, Viridiplantae, Streptophyta, Magnoliopsida, Brassicales, Brassicaceae.
ACAUUGGAGGAGGAAAAAAUCACACAACCAAAAGCGUUGAGAGAAAAAACAAGAGAAGAGAGAAAAAAAAAAAACAAAAGCUUAGGAAACAUCAAAAAAAAAAAAAAGAGAAGAGAAUAUAAAUUUUUGUUUUCGUUUUCAAAACCAAAAUCUUUGAAUUUUAUGGCAACCCGUCUCCUCCGAACAAACUUUAUCCGGCGAUCUUACCGUUUACCCACUUUUAGCCCGGUGGGUCCUCCCACCGUGACUGCUUCCACCGCAGUCGUCCCGGAGAUCCUCUCCUUUGGACAACAAGCACCGGAACCACCUCUCCACCACCCAAAACCCACCGAGCAACAAUCUCACGAUGAUCUCGAUCUCUCCGACCAAGCCCGUCUCUUCUCCUCUAUCCCUACCUCUGAUCUUCUCCGUUCCACCGCCGUGCUGCAUGCGGCGGCAAUAGGUCCUAUGGUGGAUCUAGGAACGUGGGUCAUGAGCUCUAAACUUAUGGACGCUGCCGUGACGCGUGGCAUGGUCCUAGGGCUCGUGAAAGGUACGUUUUAUGACCAUUUUUGCGCCGGUGAAAAUGCCGACGCAGCCGCUGAGCGCGUGAGAAGCGUUUAUGAGGCUACUGGUCUUAAAGGGAUGCUCGUCUAUGGCGUCGAACACGCCGAUGACGCUGCAUCUUGUGAUGAUAACAUGCAACAAUUCAUUCGAACCAUUGAAGCUGCCAAAUCUUUACCUACAUCCCACUUUAGCUCAGUGGUGGUGAAGAUAACCGCGAUUUGUCCAAUUAGUCUUCUGAAACGAGUGAGCGAUCUGCUUCGAUGGGAAUACAAGAGUCCAGGUUUCAAACUCUCGUGGAAGCUCAAAUCGUUUCCGGUUUUCUCCGAUUCGAGUCCUCUCUACCACACAAACUCAGAACCGGAACCCUUAACCGCGGAAGAAGAAUUGGAGCUCGCAGCAGCCCACACAAGGAUCCAAGAAAUCUGUAGGAAAUGCCAAGAGUCCAAUGUACCAUUGCUGAUCGAUGCGGAAGACACAAUCCUCCAACCCGCGAUCGACUACAUGGCUUACUCAUCGGCGAUCCUGUUCAACGCGGACAAAGACCGACCGAUUGUUUACAACACGAUUCAGGCGUACUUGAGAGACGCCGGUGAAAGAUUGCAUUUGGCUGUACAAAAUGCCGAGAAAGAGAAUGUUCCUAUGGGGUUCAAGUUGGUAAGAGGCGCUUACAUGUCUAGCGAAGCUAGUUUGGCAGAUUCCUUGGGUUGCAAGUCGCCGGUCCACGACACAAUCCAGGACACGCACUCUUGUUACAACGACUGUAUGACCUUCCUGAUGGAGAAAGCCUCGAACGGAUCAGGUUUCGGGGUCGUUCUUGCAACACAUAACGCUGAUUCGGGGAGACUUGCGUCUAGGAAAGCGAGUGACCUCGGUAUCGAUAAACAGAACGGCAAGAUAGAGUUUGCACAGCUAUACGGAAUGUCAGAUGCAUUGUCCUUCGGUCUAAAGAGAGCUGGGUUCAAUGUGAGCAAGUACAUGCCGUUUGGACCAGUCGAAACCGCUAUACCGUAUCUUCUCCGACGUGCUUAUGAGAACCGGGGAAUGAUGGCAACCGGAGCGCAUGACCGCCAACUCAUGAGGAUGGAACUCAAGAGGAGGUUAAUCGCCGGGAUUGCAUAAAGACAAGUGUUUAACUGUUAUUAUGUAUGGAUUAUGUAUGGAUCCAUUAAAAUGAAAUUCGGAAAUGUAGAUGAAUAAAUUUCUUCUAUGUAGAUUAAGAAAUUGGAAAAACAUUAAAAAAAAAAAUUAUAAUAUAAGAAAUGGAGGUAGGAAAGAACAUUUCAUGUGGCUUUAUCACAAUGGACUACAUCUUUGUAUCGAUAUUUUAUUCACCAAUGUAUAUUCAUCCUCCCUGAUCAAUAAUAAUGAAAGUACCUUUUUAUUUUA